Molecule: messenger RNA, 1336 nt
Organism: Podarcis raffonei (Aeolian wall lizard)
Lineage: Eukaryota; Metazoa; Chordata; Lepidosauria; Squamata; Lacertidae
Product: acrosin-like
Exons: 5
Coding region: 19-1230 (403 amino acids)
Biological process (GO): proteolysis; acrosome reaction
Molecular function (GO): serine-type endopeptidase activity
Source: RefSeq, a predicted model, not a curated record
UUGGGAGCUGCCCAAAGGAUGAGAUGGUUGGUCCUCUCUGUUCUGGUCCUUGCUACAUUCCAGCCCACUCACAACGCCACUGUCAGCAACUGCGAUGGCAUCUGCGGAAGACGACCCUUGGCAAGCAGCCAUAAGUUGAUGCAUAUUAUGGGCGGCAGCGAUGUUCUUCCAGGGACGUGGCCCUGGACGGUCAGCAUCCAGACAAAAGGACGAGGGAAAGUCUACAUCCAUUCCUGCGGAGGUUCGCUCAUUGGCCCCCAAUGGGUCCUCAGUGCAGGUCACUGCUUCCCAAAAGGAAAAGACCAGUACAAGCUUGUUCUUGGCUCCAGCCGGCUCACCAAUCUGGGCCCUGAGACUGAGCAGCGCUUCAUCAGGACACUGGUGAAACACGAGAGGUACGACAACAAGCUGAAGCAAGGAGAGGUGGUGUAUAGAGACAUUGCCUUGCUGGAGAUGGACGAGCCCAUCAACUGCAGUGACUACAUCCAGCCAGCCUGCCUGCCUGACAAAAGCCUGCCGGUUUUGACGCUCGGCCAUUGCUACGUCAGCGGCUGGGGCGGCCUGCUGCCAAAAAAUUUCACUCCUCCUGACAUCAUGCAGGAAGCGCCAAUGAAUAUCUUCAGCAGAAAAAAAUGUGGGAACUGGUGGCGCCGGAAGAUCCCUACACAGAACAUCUGUGCUGGACACGAAGAAGGAAAGGUUGCAAUCUGCAAGGGUGACAGCGGAGGCCCCCUGAUGUGCAGGGAAGAGAGGUCUGAGCGCUACUGGGUGAUUGGAGUUGCCAGUUUCGGACCCAUGUACUGUGGCGCAGCGAAGGUGCCAAGCGUCUUCAUUUCCACGCAGUACUAUCUAGGCUGGAUCGAAAGGAACUCUAAGCUGCAGCUCUCAGCUCCCAGACCCACCCCGCUGCUGGCGCAGGCCACAAAAUCGCACAAACCCAGGACUUCACCUAUCACAGCCAGGCCAAAAAACCACUGGCCUCUCUGGGUGAGGCCCCCACUGUGGAGUGGGGGGCUUCCUCCCUGGGUAAAGACCACAACAUCCUCCAUCCCUCCCUGGAUGAGGGAGAACUAUGGGAGGCGCCCAAGGCCUGACCACAGGCCAGGGUAUAGAUAUCAGCAGCCCUGGCCCCAGAUGGCACCUCAAAGCCAGUUCGCAGAUCUACCAGGGUACUACCCUGGCUCCGAAGACUACUACGAUCUGCUUGUGCCCUCAGGAGAGCAGGAUUGAGAGGGGCAGUUGGGGCAGGCAUUAUAAAGCAGAGGGGCAGGUUAGAGCUCACCAUGAUAGGCCUCGGAUAUUCUAUAGAAUAAUAAAAUGAAGAUGGUUUGAGCAA